GAGCUCUGGUCACACCCCUCCGAAAGCCACACGGUCAUACUGUGAUACAUCAAUCAAAUCGAUUUGGAAAAUUCAACCCGCACAGUCCUGUUUGGAAAGUAAAAACUGUAAAAGCUGUGCAUUUAAAUUUUAAUUUACAUCCCGGAAGAUCAGGUAACGCGUUUGUCCGCCGCCGUCGCCGCUCAACCGCGAUAUACAAAUAUAUAUAUACAGAACUAUAUUUCCGACGCAGCCGCCGCCGCCGCGUAGAUAGCCAUAUUUCCGGGAUUCCCCCACCCAGAGUACUAGAAACGAAAUAACCGUGGACGACCACGCUGCGGAACCCGCUGCCGCCAUGACCGGAGCCGGCACGUUCAAGUUGUUCAUCGGGAAUCUCGACGAGAAGACGCAGGCCACCGAGUUGCGGGCGCUCUUCGAGAAGUACGGUACCGUCGUCGAGUGCGACGUGGUGAAGAACUAUGGCUUCGUCCACAUGGAGACGGAGCAGCAGGGUCGCGAUGCCAUACAGAAUCUGAACGGUUACACGUUGAACGAGUUCGCCAUCAAGGUGGAGGCGGCCAAGAGCCGGCGGGCGCCCAAUACCCCGACAACGAAAAUCUUCGUGGGAAAUCUAACGGACAAGACGCGGGCGCCGGAGGUGCGGGAAUUGUUUCAGAAAUACGGCACCGUCGUCGAGUGCGACAUUGUGCGCAACUAUGGUUUCGUCCAUCUGGACUGUGUCGGUGAUGUGCAGGACGCCAUCAAGGAGCUGAACGGUCGCGUCGUCGACGGCCAGCCGCUCAAGGUUCAAGUGUCGACCAGUCGUGUGCGGCCCAAGCCGGGCAUGGGCGAUCCGGAGCAGUGCUAUCGGUGCGGAAGAUCCGGGCAUUGGUCGAAAGAGUGUCCGCGACUGUACGGCAGCGCCGGAGGCGGACGCGAGCCGCCCUCACCGCUCAGCGCCGGUGGCUACAGAGAUCGCAUGUACGGUCGUGACCCGUAUCCGCCGCCACCACCGCCGCCGCCAUUCCUGCGUGACCGCAUCAUGGAUGGCUUUAGGGACUAUGACUACUAUGACCGCCGUUUCGAAGACUCACGCGAUCUGUACGAGCGUCGCUACCAGACUUCGCGUAUGCGCGACUUCCCGCCGCCGCCCAUCUCGCGCCGCGAGCCCAUGCCCCUGCCGCCCCCGCUGAGUGGCAGCCUGCGCUCCUGCAGCGUCUCACGUGGAUACGACACCAUGUUCAGCCGUCGCUCGCCGCCUCCGCCUCGCAGCAGCAACGGGAUGAGUCGCUACGGCUCGCCCACUCCACACGGCUACGAGGACUUUAGCCGCGACGCAUUCGACGAGCGCAUGAUUUCGUCGCGCGGCAUGCGUGGUCCCUCUCCUCCGGGUCGCCGAUAUGCGCCCUACUGAGAUGAGUUUUACUACAACGGCAGCAGCUGAGUGGCGGUUGCACUACCCAUGCCCCUGCCCAUGUCCCUACCCAUGGCCCACACUUUAUACAACACAGCCAGCAACCUAAGGAUGACGGCUGGGGACUGCUGGAUGCUCUGUUGGUCGCCAGCGGCCUACUACCAUCAACCACACCAACAGCACAUGCUGAUGCCAACGACUUUUUCACAUUUGUGGCUGCCGCCUUGGUAAACCACGCGUAUUUUACUAAGCCUAAACUAACCAUAUUUCGUAUACUUAAACAAGAAGAUGGAAACACUUGUCGAAGCAUCCUCCCUAUAAGCAAACCAUGCCUAAAAGACUAGACAACGACGUGCUCCCCCCACACAUCCACAGAGAAUCGAUUCAACAGUAGACUUUGCGAGUACCAAUAAAAGCAUAAGCAGUCGAAAAAUAUGCAAAAAUAAA
Molecule: messenger RNA, 1840 nt
Organism: Drosophila rhopaloa
Lineage: Eukaryota; Metazoa; Arthropoda; Insecta; Diptera; Drosophilidae
Gene: lark
Product: RNA-binding protein lark
Exons: 4
Coding region: 335-1393 (352 amino acids)
Cellular component (GO): cytosol
Molecular function (GO): zinc ion binding; mRNA binding
Source: RefSeq, a predicted model, not a curated record